AAACCUCCCAACAAUUCAGCCAGUUUUCAGCUCUGCAUUCUCUGGUGGUCAUAAGAACAAGCAAUCCGAUAUGGUGUAUAAAAGUGGACACAUUAAAUUUCCUUUCAAUCCCACCCGCUGUCGAAAAUUACAGCAAUGCCCAAAUAUUUUCCUACCAUCAACAAGAUCGAAACCUUCAUCAUAUCCCAGGAGGGCGAUGGAGGUGAUUAUCAUAGGCAGAAGCAAGGACACUGGAUCAUAGAUAGUCCUAUCAGCAACCCCAUGUCUGGAUAUGAACAAUAUCGACACUCGCGAACGAGCUGGGGUAUCGGCGUUUUAGGCUCCUUAGUCGUCACAAUCACUGCUUCAGAUGGUACUCAAGGAGUAGCAACUGGCUUUGGAGGUCCCCCAGCGUGCUGGCUUAUUCGAGAGCAUUUUGCUAGAUUCGUCAUAGGCUCUGACCCUCGCGAUACUAAUCGUAUCUGGGACCAAAUGUUCCGUGCAAGUAUGUUUUAUGGUCGAAAAGGUAUCACCUUGGCCGCGAUAAGCGCUGUAGAUCUCGCAAUUUGGGACCUUCUAGGGAAGCUUAGGGACGAGCCUGUUUAUAAAAUGAUUGGUGGACGCACCAAAGAUAAGAUUCCAUUUUACUGUACUGGGCCUCUUCCUACUGAAACUCGCCGAAUGGGAUUUUGGGGCGCGAAGGUUCCGCUUCCAUAUAGUCCUCUCGACGGGUUCGACAGUAUGCGUAAGAAUCUUGAUUUUUUGAAAGCUCAUCGAGAGAAAGUUGGGCCGGAUUACCCCAUCAUGGUUGACUGCUGGAUGUCACUCAACGUGCAGUACGCGAUUGAAAUUGCCAAAAGGGCCAUCGAUGAAGGAAUCAACAUCAACUGGUGGGAAGAAGUCCUUCACCCAGAUGACUUUGACGGCCAUAAGCUUCUCAAGGAAGCCCUUCCCCAUGUUAAAUGGACUACAGGCGAACACGAGUACAGCCGAUACGGAUUCCGCAAGCUUAUCGAACAUCGAUCGAUAGAUAUUAUUCAACCGGACGUGAUGUGGAUGGGUGGGUUAACGGAGCUUCUGAAGAUCAGUGCAAUGGCUAGCGCGUAUGACAUUCCUGUUAUACCUCACGGAAGCGGACCAUAUUCCUACCAUUUCGUGAUGUCCCAAGCUCAUAGUCCUUUCUGUGAAUACAUCGCCAACUCACCUGACGGGAAAUCCAUUCUUCCCGUAUUCGGCAACCUGUUCAUUAACGAACCUGUCCCUCAUGGCGGAUCUUUGGAUGUAUCAGAUGAGCCUGGGUUUGGGUUGACGUUGAAUCCUCAAGUGACACUGCUUCCUUUCGAGCAGUUCCUUGCUCCCGGUCCAGAGAGAGGGCUCGGCAAGGCUGAUGAGAAGUAAACAUAGAGCCUUUUACAUCCUCGACCUGCCCUCGACACGACUUUUUGUCUCAGUAAAUCGUAAGCUCCGAAACUCGUGAUACCAUGAUAGUGUAGAUGUCGAUACAUGAAAUAUCUCAGGAAAGCAAAUGCAAGAGGAUUUGUACAAUCAGAACGCGUACACUUCGCC
Molecule: messenger RNA, 1545 nt
Organism: Lentinula edodes (shiitake mushroom)
Lineage: Eukaryota; Fungi; Basidiomycota; Agaricomycetes; Agaricales; Omphalotaceae
Product: enolase C-terminal domain-like protein
Exons: 11
Coding region: 136-1377 (413 amino acids)
Biological process (GO): carbohydrate catabolic process
Molecular function (GO): L-rhamnonate dehydratase activity; magnesium ion binding
Source: RefSeq, a predicted model, not a curated record